Messenger RNA from Sesamum indicum (sesame), 1783 nucleotides. RefSeq lists its product as uncharacterized. NCBI's taxonomy places the organism in Eukaryota, Viridiplantae, Streptophyta, Magnoliopsida, Lamiales, Pedaliaceae. The record is from RefSeq and is a predicted model, not a curated record.
AGGCCACCCAACUCCACCAACAGAAACAAAAACCUCUCCAUUUGUAGAGAGAGAAAGCUCAGUCCAAUAUAUAAUAAUUCCAUACACAUACAGUAUAUAUAUAUAUAUAUAUAGAGAGAGAGAGAGAGAGAGAGAGAGAGAGAAACCUCUGUGCAGCCUUGAACAAACUAUACAUACAUACAUACACAUACGUACAAUCUCAGCAUUCUUCAUUGGGUAUGUAAUGUAGGCGUGCUAAUGAACUGCUAGAGAAGAGAGUGAUUUCAGUUCUUCUUCUUCUUCUUUCUUUUUUUAAUUUGUUCUGGGGGAUGUAUUGUAGAUCUUGAACCCUAUUGAAGGAAUCUUUGGUUUCUUGAUAGUAAGCACUUCACGAGACGAUGCCGGUGAAUCCAAGUUGUUGCACAUUUUAGUUUCAGUUUAUCGAGAUUUGAAUUCGUAUUUUAGUAUCAGUUGGGGAAAUCGAAUUGGGAAGCACUUGUAAUAAAGUGGUUUUUCAGUUCGGAGUGGAGGCGGAGUCAUUAAACAGAUUCGGAAUCAACUGAAGACCAAGUAGCGGCAGAGGAAUGGAUGAUAGAGGAGGAGGAGGGUCGUUUGUGGCAGUAAGGCGAAUUUCGCAAGGGCUUGAUCGAGGAAGUGCCUGCCAUUCUACUUCUGGAUCUGCUGCAUGGCUUGGCAGAGGGCUUUCGUGUGUUUGUGCUCAAAGAAGAGAUAGUGAUGCUCGUCCAUCAUUUGAUUUGACCGCUGCACAGGAGGAAUGCCUACAGAGGCUACAGAAUCGGAUCGAUAUUGCCUAUGAUAGUUCUGUUCCAGAACAUCAGGAAGCGCUAAGGGCAUUGUGGCAUGUUGCCUUUCCUGGAGAGGAACUCCGUGGUUUAAUAUCAGAGCAGUGGAAGGAAAUGGGUUGGCAAGGAAAAGAUCCAUCUACAGAUUUUCGGGGUGGUGGUUUCAUAUCAUUGGAGAAUUUAUUAUACUUUGCAAGGAACUUUCCGAAAUCUUUUCAAGAUCUUCUCCGGAAGAAGGAAGGUGACAGAGCUCUGUGGGAAUACCCCUUUGCUGUAGCUGGUGUCAACAUCACAUUCAUGCUAAUUCAAAUGCUUGACCUCGAAGCAGUGAAGCCCAGAACGCUUGUCGGAGCAACUUUCUUGAAGUUUCUAACAGAAAAUGAAUCUGCAUUUGACCUUCUUUAUUGUAUCGCGUUCAAGCUAAUGGACCAUCAGUGGCUUGCCAUGCAUGCUUCAUACAUGGAUUUCAAUACGGUGAUGAAAGCUACUCGCCGUCAGCUGGAGAGGGAGCUUCUGCAAGAAGACGUUGCACGCCUUGAAGACUUGCCCUCCUACAGCCUUCUUAGUCGAUAGAAAAUGCAUAGGUAGCCCUCACACUUGUUGAAGGUAUGAGUUGAUGUUUAAGACUUGCUCUCUGCUGGAUGCUUCCUUCUCUUCCAUUCUUCUCCUCCUUCCCAUGAUGGUGUUUCCAACUAGGUAGUUCCCUCGUCAAUCGGGUUGUUUGCAGGGUUUGGGGUUUUGUUGUUUCGACUGAUUAUUGUGAGGGGAAGGGAGACUAAGCAAGUCUGUAAUGAUAGAGUAAGUAAUUAGAACCCUUCUCUGCUGCAAGCUUUGGAAUAGCAAAAUUAUAGCAUGCUCUUUCCUGUCAAUUGAUUUCCCUGUUUAGGCUUGGGAGAAGAUGAAUUUGCUGACAAUCAAUGUAAGCCAACAUCUUUGUAGAGACACGGAUGAUGUAUAACCAGCCAAGUCAGUGCAAAAAUUUGUUCACUGAAACUCAUGAA